Brassica napus (rape) is the source of this 309-nucleotide messenger RNA. RefSeq lists its product as uncharacterized. The transcript has a single exon. Gene Ontology annotation, biological process: regulation of double fertilization forming a zygote and endosperm; regulation of protein localization to cell surface; double fertilization forming a zygote and endosperm. The record is from RefSeq and is a predicted model, not a curated record. Gene Ontology annotation, cellular component: vesicle; extracellular region. Lineage: Eukaryota; Viridiplantae; Streptophyta; Magnoliopsida; Brassicales; Brassicaceae. The annotation marks the transcript as partial.
AAACUGUGGAUGAUCAACAAGUUUUUCUUCCUUCUUCCGGUUGCAUGCAUGGCCGUGUUUGGUACAGCUCAAACGUUGCCUUCGCAGCCUAUACCUGGACAGGACCCAAUAGAUUGUAUGUCAUCCCUGUAUGCUAUUCCGAACUGUCUCCAAGAAAUUGCCCAACCGUUUGUAAACGGAGAAUUCGGGACUAUCGGUCACUCUUGUUGUCAUGCCUUUUUGGGUCUCAGUGCAGAUUGUAUUACUGAGAGGUUUGCCUUCGCUCCCGAAUUCCCUCCGACUCUAAGGGAUCAUUGUUCCGGGCAAUGA